Molecule: messenger RNA, 1051 nt
Organism: Folsomia candida
Lineage: Eukaryota; Metazoa; Arthropoda; Collembola; Entomobryomorpha; Isotomidae
Exons: 3
Coding region: 316-807 (163 amino acids)
Source: RefSeq, a predicted model, not a curated record
GCAAAGUUAUGUUAACUAUAUAUAAACUGUGAAUAAUAAUGAACCAAAAUCACAGCUCACCUGUUACAAUUUGCACUUUGGAAGAACGUGCUACACAAACGUGUUGUUCAAGCCGGAAAAUUUGCCAUUUCAAAUUACUCAUAAAUUUGCAUGCAUGUAUACAGUAUCGCUGCAUGCAAAUUGGGUUUAACUUUGUGUGAGAGUGAUCUGAAAUAUCGGACAGUUAGAUCUUUUUGCACCUUUAAGGAAAAAGUUUGGAUAAAAUAAGUUUUCAGAAAUUUGGACAAAUUUUAUAAUUAGUCGUACAAAUUUAAAAUGGGAGAUGAAGACGUAUAUAAAGAAUUUGUGUCAACGCUCAUUCCCCUGUCGGAAACGGUGCGAUGGAAAAUUCACAAUGUUUCCGAGCUGGUAAAGCAUUCCGCCUUUUCCGCGAUCAGCAUCCCGUUCGAGGUUGGCGUGGGGCCGACGGGGUUAUCGAAAUGGGAGAUAAGCCUCGUUUCCCACGUGGCGUCGGGGAUGUUGCAGGCGAGGGCGAGACUGACCGGGCUGGUGGGUCAUGCGCAGUCCAGUGUGACGCACCAUGUCACAAUCUGGCUUCGGAGGAACGGUUCCUUGUCGCAAGUGCGAUACGAAAAAGACUUUCUCCGCUGCAAGGAGACCUCACUUCCGGGGGAGCCCACGAUCUGGGAGGUCAUUCCCCUCGAGGACUUGCAGGACGAGGCGAGCGGAAUCCUCGACGUGGACGCCGACUGUUUCGACCUCGUCGUCAAGUUGACCGUGUUUGGCCAGGAUGUCUCACAAGUUUAAAUAGUUAUCGAUAAUUUCUCCAUAAUUUUAGAACGUUUGGGAAUUUUGACAUGUUUUUUUUACAUCAUUUUCAGUCCGUAUUUUCCCUAAUUUUGUAAUAUUCUCAAUCAUUUUCAUCAUGAAAAGCUUUUCUAAAUAAAAACUACCUUCAAAAUACUGUACAAAAAUAUGUAGUUGAUUAAUAAAUAUCAGAAUCUUGCCGGAAAUUUAAAAUCAAUAAAAGUCAGUUCGUGUUAAAGAUAAA